CAUGCUCAAACAAAGUUGCCCUACUAGCGCUGUAUUUCUCGUGAACUCCGCCCACGCGCAGAGCUACACCUGCCCGCGAGCUCGAGCUCAGGUGAGACACUCGCGCGCGCCGCAUUCCAAGCGCGUGAAGGCGAGCAGGAGGUCGCGUCGCGUCAUGGCGGAGUCGCAGCUCAUGUGUCUGGAGGACGGGCUCAUGCCCACCGCGGUGCCCGAAUCCCAACCUCGGUUCUACUACAGCGAGCAGCAACGCGCCGCCCUCGAGAAGCUCCUCGAGCACGGAGACGGCGCGUUCAAGACCCUCCUGAAGGACGAGAAGAGCCAAGACUUUCUGUCGGCGCGGGAGAUCAAGACCAUCACGAGCUCCUUCGUCAAAUAUCAGCGCGAGGACGACGAUGGAGGGGCGUCGGAGAACCAAGCGAAACGCGACGCGAGCGGCUCGAUGCGGUCCACAUACUGGCCUCAGAUGUCGGACACUGAGGUUCCUCCACUGGACCUCGGCUGGCCCUCAUCAGGGCUCUUCAAAGGGGUCACCCGAGUGUCUGUGUACACACACCCGCCCAAAGAGAACAGCCCGCACAUCAAGGAGGUGGUCCGCAAACUAAUACAGGAAUCAUGCAAGGUCGUGGCGAUCGUGAUGGACCUGCUGACCGACCUGCAGAUCCUGCGGGAUCUGUUCGAGGCGUCCAAGCGCGGCGUUCCCGUGUACAUCGUGCUGGACGAGCUGGGAACGCCGCACUUCCUCGACAUGUGCAACCGGAUGCAGGUCGGAGUGAAGGAGCUGCAGAACGUCCGGACCCGGAGCGUAAAGGCUGUCGGCCUGAACCUGUCGUUGGGGAGAAUCCCGGGAAACGUCCACAGCAAGUACAUGCUCAUCGACGGAGAUAAAGUCAUGUUCGGAACGUACAGCUUCUCCUGGACCUCUUCCCGCAUGGACAGGAACAUGAUCACGGUGAUGUCCGGACAGGUGCUGGAUUUCUACGAUAACGAUUUCCGAGAACUUUACGCCGUGUCGGACAAACUGGACCUCUUUAAGGAGUUCCACCUCAAUAAGCCUCAAACGAACACCUUGUCCCGCGCCGCCGUUCCCAAACGCCCCGUAGCCGCCACUUCCCGAUUCCAGGUGAACCUCGGAGACGUCAAAGUCCCGGCACACAAAUACCACAACCCGAAGUACCUGUUAUCGCUGGGACAGAUCCCGGGACCCACGGCGCCGAUGCAGGACUUCUUAAACACCAUGGAUCCGCCCGAUCCCGAGAAUCCCACGGAAGAGCUGGAGAACCUCAUGCCCAUUCCCUCCGAGACCGGGAAGAAAAAGUCGUGCAAGAAAACCAAAACACUGUCAUUGAAGUCGAAGGGGUCGUGGUGGAGGAGACAGAAGAAGGAGGCGAGUGAAGCUGUGAUUGAGGAAAACACACCAGACGACGCGUCCAAACACACACUCCCCGCGGAUCAGAGCUCGGAGGACACCAAACACACACUCCCCGCGGAUCAAAGCUCGGAGGACACCGGGAAAAAGAAGAAGAGAGGACUGAUGAGCAUUUUUAAAAAAGCAAAAUGAGGAUUAUCCUUUAAAUGAGCCGCUGUUUUUACCAGUGCAUCUGUGCCGUGUUUACAGACUGACCUCACUUUAGACUUUCUGUGUGUGUGUGUGUGUGUGUGUGUGUGUGUGUGUGUGUGUGUGUGUGUGUGUGUGUGUGUGUGUGUGUGUGUGUGUGUGUGAUAUGAUCAGUGUUUACGGGUGUAACGAUAUCCUCAUAUCACGAUACUGAACUCACGAUACGAUAUUAUUGCAAUACUUCAAGACAUAUGGUAAAAGGUUAACAAAAAGAUGUACUGUUGAUUAAAAUGCUGUAUUUAGUAUUAUUAUGGGUGUAAAUGAAUAGUCUUGGACUUGGUGCUGGAAACCCAACGCAGGACAAUAAAGACACCAGAAUAAAAAAUAUUCAUGGUUCUGAA
Messenger RNA from Rhinichthys klamathensis goyatoka, 1956 nucleotides. RefSeq names its product family with sequence similarity 83 member Fb (gene sack1fb). The coding region runs from base 2 to 1558 and encodes 518 amino acids. NCBI's taxonomy places the organism in Eukaryota, Metazoa, Chordata, Actinopteri, Cypriniformes, Leuciscidae. Gene Ontology annotation, molecular function: catalytic activity. The record is from RefSeq and is a predicted model, not a curated record. The transcript is spliced from 4 exons.